Messenger RNA from Alligator mississippiensis (American alligator), 7670 nucleotides. It is a transcript of the gene ZBTB25, whose product is annotated as zinc finger and BTB domain containing 25. The coding region runs from base 1260 to 1472 and encodes 70 amino acids. The record is from RefSeq and is a predicted model, not a curated record. Gene Ontology annotation, biological process: regulation of cytokine production; regulation of immune system process; negative regulation of transcription by RNA polymerase II. Gene Ontology annotation, cellular component: nucleus. The transcript has 3 exons. Gene Ontology annotation, molecular function: RNA polymerase II cis-regulatory region sequence-specific DNA binding; DNA-binding transcription factor activity, RNA polymerase II-specific; protein binding. Lineage: Eukaryota; Metazoa; Chordata; Crocodylia; Alligatoridae.
UCAGAAGUUGUGUAUUUUUUCCCCUCCUUCGCGCGCCUGGUUCAUGUUUUUGCUUAGGGUGCCCUGCGCCCCUGUCGCUCGCAGAGGCGACAAGAAUGUACCGCGUGGGUUUUAUGUGACCUUUUUCAGGGGUAACAAGGGGCAGGUCUCAGCAGUAUUACUGGAAGCACGGUGAGAUACUGGAAGUCAAAAGCUUCUAGAUGAGGUAUUUCUGAGACGCCGCUUCUGAGCUUUAUCUGCUCUAAGCUGGUCGCGUGUAUUUGCUAGUUUUCUCUAACUUUUUAAAAAGACUUGUGUUUUGUUAGCUAGCUCUGCUGUUACAGCCAUUCUGACGGAGCCUCUUUAGAGCAGCUUACCUUUGUUGCUUAUUAAAGGUAUUGAACAGUCUUAGAGUUUGACUAUGGAAAUAAUACAGUUUACUUGCCUGUUGUAAGCCUUUACUUCCCAUUUCCAUACGGGAGGUUUUGGGGGCAUCUUAAUGAAAGAAUCUGCUUGUGGGUUGGCUCUUCUGGGGGCGGGGGUUGUGUUUAAAUAUUGUCAGAGAUCAGUUUUUGCUUGGCCUUAAGAUUCCCUAAAGUUUUUCAGAUGAAACAAAUGUAUUGUUGGCAAAUAAACAGUGUUUUUUUCCACAAUGGGCCUGCCAGUUCUGUUUAAAGGACAGGUGUAGGAAUUGCUGUUCAUCGCACAGUGGACGUGUUGCAGUAGUAACGCGGUGUAGUCUUUCUUCUGUGCAUGGAUGAUGAUAGGCACACAUGCUCUUACGCCUGUGUGUGUGUGGUACAAUUACAGCUGUGUCUUUGUUACACCCACGGUGUCUCUGGGGCCUUUUAUUUUAUCCCUGGAAGUACAAGAGAAUCCAAAGCAAGUUCUUCGAGCCAAUACACUGGCUUAUUGGGAUGUUGUAAGGCAGGCAGUAUUAACUAGAGCAACUAUGUACUGCAGAAAAUACACACGCGUACUCGCUGGGUGGCCAUGUCUCAGGGCCCAGGGUUUGAAGCAAGUUCCAGACUCCCUUCCCCCUGCCUGUGUGUGGGGGAGUCUUAUACAAUGCAGGUUCAGGUUUCUAUAUUUCUGCCCAUUCCUCUUUAAUAAGAAUCUCUUGGCCAAUUUUUUUAAAAUUAUAUAUUUUGUAUUCCAGCUCAAAUCAGUUCCAGAUCCUAUUGAUUGAGCAGAACUCAGUUGUUCCAAAAACCAUAUCGAUUGACCAGGCAGAACUCAAACUUUCUAAACACCAUGUAUGGCGCUACAACUGAAACACCAUGGAUAUGACUAGCCAUAGUGUUGUUCUUCUGCAGCAGUUGAACACGCAACGUGAGUUUGGAUUUUUGUGCGAUUGUACGGUGGCCAUUGGAGAUGUCUACUUCAAAGCUCACAGAGCUGUGCUUGCUGCUUUUUCAAACUAUUUUAAGAUGAUAUUCAUUCACCAGACAAGACGUAGGAUCCUCCAGAAGAGAUCUGGGACCCACAGUUAAUGUAGAAGAAUCAGCGGCUGCUGUCUUCUGUCCUGAACCCAUCGUCUGGAUAGAGAUGAUCACGUUCCAGGGGCAGGUGACCCAGCAUUGAAUGGACUCUCUUGGUUGUAUUUAACUCUGUACUGUUCUGCAUCUUGUGUGGUCAAAAACACUUUCUGUGACAUUGAAGUUUGAAAAUUCCCCUGCCAUCUCCAAAAGAUAAACCUCACAUUUCCAUUCCUGAGUCAAAGAAACUGCAGUAUCAAGGGCUCUGGAGUUGUUGCAGAAACUUUAGGAACAAAUGUGUGGUUUUUCCUAGGUUCACAAUACAGCAUGGCUUGUAACAGAAAGCAAGAAUGUUAAGCCAAGUUUGAUAUUGUAGCAGAUGUUGUUCUGUAAACCCUUUAACCACAAAUCAUUGCAUUGCAGACCUGUCCCAUUUGACAUGUAUGGGAGCAGACAUGAGCAGGCACAACAGUGACAUUUUUCUGGGGGGGGAGGGCUGUGAUUUUUAGUUUCAAGUACUUCUGCAUGUUAGAUGGUUUGUCAAUCAACUCUCACCUCAUGACUGUACACAGAGGCAAAGCUUGUGCUAUGACAUUUAAAACAAAACCUGUCUAGCUUGAAUUUUUAGGCUAAUUAUGAUCUCUGGGUCAGGUCCUUCGGGAUGCUUAGGUUCCUCUCUUGGCUGUUGAGCAGUUGAAGGCACUUGGCACCAUCGGCCUCAAUAAGGGUGACUUCAUUUUCGUUGUACGCAGCACUUUAAUGGUGCUGACUGUUCAUUUUGGUGGCAUUUCGACGUUAAAUUUUUCCGUAUGAAAUGGAAGUACGGCAUUGAGCACGUGUCCGUGUUUGAGUUCCAGAUGAAAGUGCUGGGCCCAAGCCUGUUUCCUUUAUAACAUUGUUCUGGGUAGUCUGCCUGGCCUGCUCCUGGGAGCAUUUCACAGACACACACUUCUUUUAACCACGUCUGUCUCUGCUUGGCCCCUUACCACUUUGUGUUCUUUUGUAAACUAAUGUCACCUCAACCUCCUCUUGUACCUCCCAAGGAUUUAGCGUAAUGUCGUGACCACUUUACGUGUCUCGGUUCUUGAUUGGCCACACGGUGGUGCUGGUGUAUAACAAUGAGGAGCUUCUUUUCCGUUAGCAAAACGUUUGUGUUUGGGCUUAAUGCUUGAUUUCGCUGGCAUUCAUCUGAGCCGUGAAUCAGGAUUCACUGCAAGUACUAAGCAGUGGAAAAGGUCUCAACUCAUCCUCCCUUCACAAACUGAAGCAAAGCCUGAGGCUGUACAGAUGACUUGUGCAUUGCUCUACCAUGUGGCUGGCUCAGUUAUGCACGUUCAUCGUGCAUAAAACCAAAUGCCUACAAAAUUGCAGCCUGAUAUUUUCAGCAAAGCUGGUUCAAGGUUGUGAUCUAUAUCCUGUGCUGUGGGGUAGGCACUGAAAGAUAUUCAGUCGACAAUGUCUGCAUCAGCCAAGAUCUUGAGAAAAGGAAAAUAAUUGUCCCAUCCUGCUGUAAAUGAAAAUGCUGGACCUGCAGCUCUGUCCCACUCCCAUUCACCGCCCUGGCUGGGCGGUGCCUGCCCCCGCCCCACUCCUUCCCUCGCUGCGGGGGCAUCAGUCUGUGUCUCCCUACCACCUCCCCCCCACAUUUACUAGCAGGAGGCUGCUUUCCAAGCUGCUGGGCUGCAUUCCCGUAAAUCAGCUAUCUGAUCGGUAUCGGCCAAUAUGGUUGGUUAAUAAUUGGCCAAUGGUAUCGGCCAAGAAAAUCUUUAUUAGUGCACCCCUACUGACUUCAGUUAUUUAACAUCAGAAAGGUGGGUUUUCUUCUUCUACUUAACCAGUCUUUGCAAGCAUAUGUUUCUCGUGAAAAGCAAUCGUGGGCAAGGGCAGAUCCAGGAUCUGAAGCCAGGAUUUGAUUCCUGCUUCACCCAGACUUUUAAAACCAACCAGCUGAGGCAUUUCUAUUCAGGCAGCACUCAGGGAGCCAAUUGACUUCAUGACUUACUAUAAUCUACCUGAUUCCUGCUAAUCUCUCUUCACUCCACAGGUGUUAGUGACCCUGUCCUUUUUAAUGGUCUUGAUGUUCCAUUAAUUCAGCUGUCCUUGUGUCUUCAAAUUUGCUGCCUUAUAGCCAUUUCUGGUAAUAUCUCUCUUCUGUUUUGCAGCCCUUCAGACUGUGUUUAGUUCUAGCUAAAAACAUUAACUCAGGUGAACAUUAACUUUGGUGUGGCACUGACUGCCAGUGAAAUGCUGGAUGCAGUGUCAAGAUGCUCAAGGCUAGAUUUUGCUUUACAAAUCUGAAUAAGAGAUGCACAUUUAACCAUAAUGACUACAGGACUAAUACAACAAUAUCUUUUGGCUACUUUUGCCUAGAUUGUUGUAGUUUUUAAACUUUGUAUAUAAUCUAACAAAUUUGUGCACAUUCCAAUUAAGUAGUAUUUAUUUUUGCUUUGUUUGUAAACUGAAUAAUAGUAAAUCUUCUAGUUUAGGUGGAAAAAAUGUGUUGUGUUCUAGGUGAUGAUUUACCACAUUAUCUGCAUCCUCUUUUCACAAUCCUAGAUCUGUCCAGGAUUAUGGACAUACAGUUGCCAAAUAACUUUUCCAUAUUAAACUUCUGUGGCUUCCCUACUUUACAGCCUCAAUAUUUUUGACUGCUGAAUAUGGCCGGCCAGAAAUUAAUCCCUUCUCUAACUGCACAUACAGUAAGCAAGCGUGGAGAUAACUUCUGUCACUCCAAUUAACUUACAUCGAUUGUUUAAUCAAAAGAACAAUUUUCAUGAUCUUGUGACUGUGGUAGAAGACACUGUUACCACAUUGUGUCUCCAGUAGAAGCAGUAAGAAACGUAGAGAAAAAGUUAAUAAAGAAAGAAUGAAAUAUGUAACAGAGGGUUAUUUACACUGGUGAGUGAGCGAGAGCUUCGUUCUCUACAAUAUAAUUUACAUUAUUUUAAAGACUUUUUCUUGAUCAGUUAAACACCUAGAAGUACCAUACAGCGGUCCCGCCUCAAGGACAGGGGUCUUCGGUUGUGAAGUUGUUUCCACUGAAUGCAGUAGACAUGAGAAGUCUCUCCUGGGAAGAAAGGAGGUGGGGGAAGCUCACAAGUGCAAGCUUAGGUUUUUCAUCUUCAGCCAAUACUCUAGAGACAGUUCAGGAUGUGAAAGGUGCAGGCAGAAGACGUUCUUGAAUGACUUGCAUGGAUUUGGAAUUGAUUUGGCUGAUUUGACUUGGGACAUGAAAAAUUGUCUUUAAAAAAAAAUUAAAAAAUUCUGUGGUGAAACCAUUCCCCAGAGACGCGCAGUGCCAGCUUGUUUGAAAAUACGUUUAUAAAGCCAUGGUUUGAAUCAGUGUCUUUAAAAGUCUAACCCAGACUGACAUAGGCGCUGUGUAGGGGGGUACAGGCAGGUACAUGCUGCCUGCACCCUCCCCCAUCACCACCGAUGCAGCUGGCAGCAACUGCGGGCAGUCCCCACUCACCGCCAUGGCACCUCCCGCAGUCGCGGGAGGCACCAGUCGCUCAUGCAAACUGGCCAGCUGCUGCUAGGGCACUUUGUCCUGCUCCAUCCAGAGCUGGAUGCUGUCCCUUAAGGGCCCUGCCACAUAUUCAAAUUAAAGCUGGACAGAAACCAGCUAGAGAGCUGUUACAUGUGUUCAAGCACUAACUUUGUAGCUGGUUGCCUCUUUUUAUAGUUGGAUGCUGUAUCCAGCCAUGUGUAUGUUACGGUGUGAUAAUUACUUUGCACAUGUGGCCAGUCUUAAUUUGCUGCGCAAUUCACCAGUUAAUCGCAUAAUAUAUGUAAUGUAUCUACAUAGCAGGGGCCUUAGGGUGUGUCUGUAUCAGAGCGAGGCUGCUUCAGCUCCCUUGCACGCAGUGCCUCUGUUGUGGUGGUCUGAGCAGCCCUAACGAUUUGCUACUUCUGUUACAUGCGGUGAAGACUUGGCUCCAGCCUCUCUCUUGUACUAUUAUGGCUCAUGCAGUUGAGCCAGAACAUUAAGGGAAGCGAUCUGAGCCAAAUAUAGAGCGGCAGCAGAUUAUUUCCUUCCCAAUCACAGACUGAGGGGUGGGGAGCAGCAAAUCCAACAAUGAAACCUUUUACUAGAAGAAAAGAACAUGCCUGGGCCCAGAUUCAUGGACAGGCUUCUCAGCGAUGCUUAGGGUACAAGCAGAUCACUUCUCUUAAAAGAAAUGGUUAUGAGCUCAUUUUGUUUGUGGGCCUGUCAAAUGUCUCCCGUCCUUCUCCGGCAAGCCAAGCCUAAGCUGCAAGGAGCCCCCUGCCCUUCCCAUCCUGCAGCCCCCACUGCUGGAGCAGAUGGCAUCAUGCUGUGACUCACUGAAAUGUCUGCAGCAGCUUCAAGUAAAUUCAAAAGCCACGCUUCGGUGGCUUCUGAUGUGAAAUGAACAGUACAAUCAGUCGUGCUAUUUAUUUGGGUAGUAAAUUAAAUGCAAUUUCAGAUUUUAAAAAAAUUGUCAUUCAUCCUGCUCUAAAAGCGUGCCGGUUCCACGAUGCUGGGCAGACCGUGCCCAAGUAUCUUACAGAUGCAGUCGAAGACAAGCUCUCCGCACUCGGGGAAAAGCAGGAGGGGGCUGAGAUUUUCAGCAAGAGGGAGGCGAUGCAUCAUUCCCUCUCCCUUGUGGGCAGGAAGAGUGAUGAUUUGAAACCUUGUAGGAGUUUGAACUCUUAAUUUCCCACCCCAACUGCCAGCUGCAUCACUGCAUAAAUAUCUCAGUAGGCUCAGCAGUGAUGGAUAAGCACUUUGUCUAGGUGUUUCUGUUAAAAUGAUAAGCAGUGAGAGUUAAUGUUGACAUUUAAAUUACUGUCAUUAGAUUUCAGAGUUAACGUAUCUCUUAAGAUCGAAUCAGAAAAUAGCACAAGCAACUCCCAACUUGUGCUCCUGGGCACUUGGGGAGAAUUUGGUAUUUAGGAUUCUUCUGAAUCUGGCCUUAAAGAAGGACUUGGAUGGAACUUCGAUCACCUUGACUUUAGGACCUUGGAGGGGGAAGCCCUGAGCUCCUGGCCACGCUCCAAUAAAUACGAGGUGUGAGAGGAUGAGCUCCAUUGGUUCUGAAUUUUUGAAGGACACGUUUGCCAGAAACAGUUCAAUCCACUAGCUACAGAUAGUAAUUUUACAUGCAAAACGUGUUUUGAAAUGGUGGGCUUUUUUCCCUCCAUCCUAUUUAAGGCAGUUUUACUGAACUAACAAAAGCUGUUUUAAGGCAUUCUUUUACAUGCAUUUUUACAGGAGUCUAUAUUUCUUCCCAAUGGAGUCCAACGCAUAACACAAAUAAAAAUGAGCCCUAUAGUAACAAAAAAAAAAAAGUAUCAUUCACCAUUUUCUAACAAAAAUAAAAAUGGAGCCACCCCCUUCAAACACUUCAUAUGCCACUUUCUCCAAGGUUAUUCUUGCCUUAAACAUAUAUCAACAGAACAUGGACAGAAAAUGCUGUGACUAAAACUAUCCAUGUCAAACAGAUGUCUCACAUUGUGAAGUGUUGUCCACACAAGAAUGCAGCGCAAUGCCAGACAGUCCCUUGGCACACUGGUUGCUGUCUGUUGUCUGUACUUUCUGGGUCCAGGGCAAGUUUUCCGCAAGUGCAGAUGGCACUGCAUAGGCUGUAAAGCUUAUUUGCUUCCUAGUAUUAAUGCUUCCUUCAGUAUCUGUGUGGUCCUGCUAUUGGCUCCUGUAGCAAGGUGGCUCAGAAGCAGGCAGUGAACGUGGUGCCAGCUGAACCAGGCAGGACAAAGAGGUGACCUGCUCACAGAAAGCUGAUUUAGGGACUGGACGGUGACAAUCACAACUACGCAGCUUUGCUUCCUAGGAGUUCUCAUUUGUGAGACUGCAUUAAAGCCAACCAUGCCUUGGAUGCAUCACAACACAGGGUUUCCUGAAGUCACAACUUGUCCCCAGUCAAUCCUGCCUUCCAGUAAGAGCGGUGGUAGCAGCAGGACUUCUGCACCUCCCAGAGAUGGAAGAACAGCGACCGGUGCUUCCUUCUCCCACCCAGGAGCAGCUGCAGGGGCUCCUCUCGUUGACCUCCUCUACUUUUCUCCAGUCACUUCAGGAGGAACAAAGAGCAAAAUUUACCUCCGUAGCCAAGCUACCUGCUUCGGCGUGUGGGCAGGACAGACAACACUCUGCGCUCCCUGCCACAUAUACAGGCUUAGUAGGAUUCAAUUUUUUAUCUAUAGACAUCAUCAAUAAACAUUGAUUCCACCUGG